ACACCGAAGACACAACCGACAUGGCCCUGCCAGCGCCCGAGGCCCAGCCUCCAGGCGGCUCGCAGCUGAGGUUCCUCCUGUUCCUGCUGCUGCUCCUGCUGCUGCUGUCAUGGCCAUCGCCCGGGGACGCCCUGGCACUGCCCGAACAGCGACGUUCCCACCCGGAAUCCCGACUCGACGCUCACGAGCUACGAGGUCGCUUCCAGGACCUGUUGAGCCGGCUACAUGCCAACCAGAGCCGUGAGGACUCGAACUCAGAACCCAACCCCGACACGACUGUCUGGAUACUCACUCCAGAAGUACGACUGGGGCCGCGCGGCCACAUGCUGCUCCGCGUCCGCUGGGCGUCGCUGACCCAGGGUAUCCACGAAGCUUACCGCGUGCACCGAGCACUUCUCAUGCUGUCGCCGUCGUCGCGGGCUUGGGACGUCACCGCACCCCUGCAGCGCGCGCUCAGCCUCGGGGGACCCCACGGCCGCGCACUGCGCCUGCGCCUGGCGCUGCCCCCAGACCUGGCCGUGACGCCCUCUAGCGGCGCGCGUCUGGAACUGCACCUGCGAUCGGCCGCCGGCAGGGGGCGCCGCAGCGCACACGCGUUCCCCAGAGACUCCUGCCCUCUGGGUCCCGGGCGCUGCUGUCAUCUGCAGACUGUACAUGCGACCCUCGAGGACCUGGGCUGGAGCGACUGGGUGCUGUCUCCGCGCCAGCUGCAACUGAGCAUGUGCGUGGGAGAGUGUCCGCACCUCUACCGCUCGGCCAGCACGCAUGCGCAGAUUAAAGCGCGCCUGCACGGCCUGCAGCCAGACCGGGUGCCUGCCCCCUGCUGCGUCCCCUCCAGCUACACCCCGGUGGUCCUCCUGCACCGGACGGACAGCGGCGUGUCACUGCAGACCUACGACGACCUGGUGGCCCGGGGCUGCCACUGCGCAUGAGCGCCGAGUGUGCCCCUCACCUGCACUCCCUACCCCUCCUGCUAUUUAUAUUUGUAUUUAUUAAUAUUAUUAAUUUAUUGGGGUCAGACUGGGUGGGUGAAUGGAUUGUUUAUUAUUUAAAACUCUUAAUAAACGUGAGACUGGUUUAUAUGGGGGUCUGAGACGGUGCCUCAGUGACCUCAGCAAGAUAAACACCUUUCUAGCCUGUUUGCCCAAGGCAUCAGCUGAAGGGACGAGUGGGUGAGAAUGGGUGAGCUGCUAGAGGGUGUUGUGACCUCUUGGGACUCGUGAGGCGGCUCCAUGAGUAAAGGGCUUGUGGCCACGCCUGAAGACCUGAGUUCAAUUCCCAGAGGCUGACUUGGUCACGUGGUAGACAUGACUCCUGAAAUCUGUCCUCUGAUCUC
Messenger RNA from Microtus oregoni (creeping vole), 1336 nucleotides. RefSeq names its product growth differentiation factor 15 (gene Gdf15). The transcript has 2 exons. Gene Ontology annotation, molecular function: growth factor activity; cytokine activity. The coding region runs from base 21 to 932 and encodes 303 amino acids. NCBI's taxonomy places the organism in Eukaryota, Metazoa, Chordata, Mammalia, Rodentia, Cricetidae. Gene Ontology annotation, cellular component: extracellular region. Gene Ontology annotation, biological process: SMAD protein signal transduction. The record is from RefSeq and is a predicted model, not a curated record.